Molecule: messenger RNA, 1982 nt
Organism: Agrilus planipennis (emerald ash borer)
Lineage: Eukaryota; Metazoa; Arthropoda; Insecta; Coleoptera; Buprestidae
Product: zinc finger protein 26-like
Exons: 2
Coding region: 211-1896 (561 amino acids)
Biological process (GO): regulation of transcription by RNA polymerase II
Molecular function (GO): RNA polymerase II cis-regulatory region sequence-specific DNA binding; DNA-binding transcription factor activity
Source: RefSeq, a predicted model, not a curated record
UUUAAAUUGUUUACAAUACACUAUAAACCACUGUUGUUAAUAAAUAAGAGUUGUUAUUACUUGUACUCCUGCAGUUGUUUAACUUCCGCUGUAUUAGGAUUAUCUUCAUCAUAAAUCAUUGCGAUAUACGAAGUAGAUGAUUACUUAAUAACUGGUAGUUUGAAGACUUUACUUCAUCUCACAUUUAUAGAAUGCUAAAGAAAAUCGAAAAUGUCCAAGAAGGAGAACGGCUCGUCCUUCCAGUGUGCCUUCGAAAAAGCCGUACAGGUUAUGACCACAACAGACCCCAACGAACUCAAGGGUAGAAUCGAGUGUGAAGUCUGCAAGGGCAUCUUUUUUAUGCGACAUCAUUUCAACAGCCACAUUUGCAACGAUAAGGCCAAACAGAUUUCGUGCCCCAUUUGUCAGAAAACGUUCACGUCAAGAUUCCGUCUGCGACAGCAUUCGUAUCUCCAUUCUGGGGAAAAACCGGUCGAAUGUAAAGUAUGCAAGAAACGAUUCAGUCUCACAUACAUCGCCAAACAUUUGCAAACCCACACGGGUGGCAAACGUUUCAAAUGCAAAAUAUGCGAGAAAUCGUACAGGUAUUCUGACACCCUCAAGGCGCACAUGUACAGCCACACUGGCGAGAAACCACACAAAUGUAAAUAUUGCGGGAGGCAGUUUCGCGUGAAGUCAAUUUUGAGGGUGCAUCUCACCACGCACGAAGAAAAGACUAACAAAUGCCUUCUCUGUCCGAGGGUGUUCUCGACCAGGUACUAUCUGAAGGUUCACAUGGCCGUUCACGAAAACGAAAAACCAUUCAAGUGCGAAACCUGCGGCAAAUGCUUCGUCUUGAACAUCACCUUGAAGAAACACAUGCUAACUCAUCUGGGGAAGAAACCGUUCAAAUGUCAACAGUGUUCGAAAACUUUUACGCGAAAAGAGACCCUCUCGGUUCACGUAAAAUGUACCCAUCAAAAGGACACCAGUGGUUUAGAGAAAUGCCACGUAUGUAACAAGCAUUUCUUGUACAAGUCUCGCCUCGGACAACACAUGAGAACUCACACUAAGUUAGAUUGUUUGUUCUGCGUCCGACCUGCUCAUGAAUGCAUCUGUUUAGAGAAUUCGGAAAGACAUUACAGUGACUCCCUGAAAAAGCCUUAUAUGAGAGACAAUUUCAUGUUCAAGUGCCAGACAUGUUCCAGGAUCAUCCUGCGUCAGUCCCAGUUGAAGAUGCACUUGCGAAAGCACCGCGAGUACAAAUGCGUAGUCUGCGACAAGGAUUACAAGAAUUGCAGUUGUUCUGAUAGUCACAUUGAAGUUUCAAAAAGCAAGAACACUUAUCAAAAAAGUAGUAAACCGUCGAUCAGUGUUAAUAAUCAUUCAACGGAUUUAAGGGUUGUAAAUCCGAAAGACAUCGUAGACCCACUGAACGGUCGAUUUGCUACCAAAGACAAGUUUAUGUUGAAGUGUCAAACAUGCUCCAGAAUCGUCUUGUGUCAAUCCCAAUUAAAGUUUCAUUCGCGAGUUCAUCGCGAUUUUAAAUGCGUAGUUUGUAACGAGGACUACAGGAAUUGCAGUUGUUCGGACGAUUAUCUGGAGGUGUCGAAAGGCGUAAACACCUACCAGAAAACCAGUAAAGCCUCAACUAACGCUAUAGAGUCGUUGACAAGAAAAACAGUUGAACCUGCUGUUGAAGUUAAGGAAGAAGAAACUUUUACUUCAAUUGAUACUCCUGGUGUAAAAUGUGAGAACAAGUCUAUCGAAUUAAGCGAAGUUACUGUAGCUAAAGAAGAACCUAUAGAAGCAAUAGGCGAAAACACAGUUGACGCAUUUGCUUAUAGUUACUGUAGUAAAGUGGACGAAGUCAAAAAUAAGACCACUGAAGUUAAGGAAGAAAUUGUAGAAUUGUAAUAAACGAAAAUGAACAAUUAAAGUUUAAAAAUACUAUAAUUAUAUUCUAAGAGGAUUUGUUUUGCAAAUAUAUUUGUUUUCUUAAU